This is a messenger RNA of Prunus armeniaca (apricot), 756 nucleotides long. The record is from the annotation of a GenBank genome assembly. Lineage: Eukaryota; Viridiplantae; Streptophyta; Magnoliopsida; Rosales; Rosaceae.
AUGGCUUUUGCUAAUCGAAUCCGAUCGAGCCUUCCUCUCGUAACCAAGAUUCUCAAAUCGGAUUCGCUUUCCGCCGCCCACGGGUCCAGUGCCCAGCGGUCUGUACUUUGCCCUACUUUCACCAAUUCUGAGUUGUCAAAGAAUUUUUCUACCGCACCUGGGAAGAAGGAAGUGAAGGUUAAGGUGCCUCUAGUGUUGUUUGGGGGUUCUGGGAACUAUGCCUCUGCUUUGUACAUUGCUGCAGUAAAAGCUAAUGCCUUGGAGAAGGUUGAGUCUGAGAUUCUUGACAUUGUUGAGUCUACGAAGAGAAGUCCUACGUUUUCUCAGUUCACAAAGGAUUUGUCAGUGCCAGCAGAUACUAGAGUGAAGGCAAUCAAUGAAAUUUCUGCUCAAGCUAAAUUUUCAGAUGUUACAAAGAACUUUUUGGUUAUCUUGUCUCAGAAUGGGAGGCUAAAGAACCUUGAAACCAUAGCAAAGAGAUUUGUGGAGUUGACCAUGGCACAUAAGGGAGAAGUGAAAGCUAUUGUUACAUCUGUCAUUCCCCUUCCCGCUGUGGAGGAGAAAGAAUUGAAGGAGACACUGCAGGAAUUAAUUGGACAGGGAAAGAAGGUCAUACUUGAGCAGAAGAUUGAUCCUAGUAUUCUGGGUGGGCUUGUGGUAGAGUUUGAUAAGAAGGUGUUUGACAUGUCCAUUAAGACUAGGGCACGCCAGAUGGAGAGGUAUUUGCGGGAACCCGCAAACUUGGACAGCCUCUAA